Molecule: messenger RNA, 1200 nt
Organism: Rotaria sp. Silwood2
Lineage: Eukaryota; Metazoa; Rotifera; Eurotatoria; Philodinida; Philodinidae
Source: the annotation of a GenBank genome assembly
AUGGGCACAAACAAUUUUGCAUCGAGUAAAGACUGGUGGCAUCACUCGGUUGUCUAUCAAAUUUAUCCACGUUCAUUUUUCGAUUCGAACGGUGAUGGUAUCGGUGAUCUCAAUGGAAUCACUAUGAAAUUGGAUUAUCUGAAAAAGUUAGGCGUGGAUAUUCUUUGGCUUAGUCCGGUUUACGAUUCACCGAAUUAUGAUAAUGGCUAUGAUAUUCGUGAUUAUUGUCAAAUAAUGACUGAAUUCGGAACAAUGGAAGAUUUCGAUCGAAUGUUAGAAGAAAUGAAACAACGUCAAUUGAAAUUAAUCAUGGAUCUUGUUGUUAAUCAUACCAGUGAUGAACAUCCAUGGUUUAUCGAAUCGAAAAAGGGAAAAGAUAAUCCCUAUCGAGAUUUUUAUCAUUGGGCAUCGGGUAAAGAUGGCAAAGCACCAAAUCGAUGGGGAGCUGCCUUUGGUGGUCCAACUUGGACUUAUGAUAUCAUUACUGGUGAAUAUUAUCUUCAUACAUUUACAUCGAAACAACCCGAUUUAAAUUGGGAAAAUCCGGCUGUUCGUCAAGAAGUCUAUAAAAUUAUACGUUGGUGGUUGAAUAAAGGUGUAGAUGGAUUUCGUAUGGAUGUUAUUAAUUUUAUCUCUAAAGCACCCGGCUAUCCCGAAGGUUAUUACGAUGAUGGCAAGCAAUAUUCUGAUGGAACAUCGUACUACAUCAAUGGACCGCAUUUACAUGAAUAUUUACAAGAAAUGCAUGAACAAGUCUUGCGUCAUUACAAUAUUGUGACGGUUGGCGAAUGCCCUGGAGCUCAAUUACACGAAGCCGAAUUGAUAACGAAUCCAUCUCGAAAAGAACUCGAUAUGAUUUUUACAUUCGAACAUAUGGAUCUUGAUGGAGGUAGACAUCAAACUUUUACAUCACUUGUUGAUCCUGGAAAUCGUGACGGUAAAUGGACACCGAAAUUACUCGAUUUACGCGAAUUAAAACAUCAUUUUACAACAUGGCAAAAAGGUCUUUUUGGUAAAGGUUGGAAUAGUCUCUAUUGGAAUAAUCAUGAUCAACCACGUAUUGUUUCACGAUGGGGCAAUGAUUCCAGUCAAUAUCGAGUUCUUUCUGCAAAGAUGCUCGGCACUUGUUUGCAUUUUCUUUGUGGAACACCUUAUGUUUAUCAAGGCGAAGAGAUCGGUAAGUCAGGCAACGAAAAAUGA